Messenger RNA from Acaulospora morrowiae, 1287 nucleotides. NCBI's taxonomy places the organism in Eukaryota, Fungi, Glomeromycota, Glomeromycetes, Diversisporales, Acaulosporaceae. The record is from the annotation of a GenBank genome assembly.
AUGGAAAAUGGUAAGAUCGUAGAGCAAGGAACUUACGAAGAAUUAAUUCGCAACGGAAAAAAUUUUUCAAAGUUGAUAGAAGGAUAUGGACAAUCUGAAGAUGUAGAAAAAAGAGUUGUGAAUUAUGAAGAUUUAACAAGUAAUGCGAAUAUAAGAAAUUCAUUACUUGUACAUGAAAAUGAAUCGAUGACUCAAGAGGAACGAUUGAUUGGCGCAGUGAAAAUGGAAAUUUACUAUUCAUACGUCAAAGCAGCUGGUGGAUUGUUUUUGGUUCCGGGAGUAACAUUGGGUUUGCAUCUUCAAAUUUUCCGCUUCAUGUUGGAAUUCCUGAAAUCAAUGAUCUCAGCUAAUUAUAAUUACAUCUCACAAUCAAGAGGCAAUUUAUGGCUUUCCUAUUGGACAAGCGAUAAGUUUCAACUUUCCGCGGAAAUCUAUAUGGAGAUUUAUGCUGCUUGGGGUGUCUCCGAGGGAAUAUUUAGUAUUCUCGUGGGUCUUUCGCUUUCUUUGGCUACACUUUCAGCGGCUCGAAAUCUUCAUCGAAAGGUGUUAAAACGAGUAUUGAGCGCACCCAUCAGUUUCUUUGAUACAACACCCAUUGGACGAAUUUUAAAUCGAUUCAGCAAAGAUAUCGACACGUGCGAUAACAUAAUUACCCAACCUUUGCAAUUAUUCUUAUACACGAUAGCAGACAUAUGUGGAAUAUUUAUCUUAGUAACUGUCAUAUUUGUGUAUUUCUUGAUUCCGGCGGCGCCACUCUUUUUUCUGUAUUAUUAUUAUUCGAACUAUUUUCGGGAAUCAAAUCGAGAGUUAAUACGUCUGGUUUCAAUAUUGAGGGCUUCAUUAUAUGCUCAGUUCACCGAAACGCUGACAGGCUUACCGAUAAUACGCGCAUACCGUUUGCAAGAAACUUUUCUGCGCACAAACGAAAAAUACCUUGAUAACGAAAAUCGUGCUUACAUUCUAUACAACGCUGUCAGCAAGUGGCUAUUUAUAAGGGUGGAAUCUAUAGCAAACAUGCUUAUCUAUGUUGCAAGUCUAUUAUGCGUCUACGAAAGGUUUGAUGUGGAUCCAUCCAUAGUGGGGGUAAUUUUAAGUUAUAGCAUGGUCGUCACGGGAGAUUUUAGUUGGUGUAUUAGACAAUUCUCUGAUGUGGAAACAGCGACGAAUUCAGUGGAACGCUUAUUGUACUACAUAGAGAAUGUUGAAAGUGAACCAGAUCCGAUAAUUCUAGGACAUCGCCCGCCACCCGAAUGGCCCACCAAGGGAGAGAUCGUUAUUAAAGACUUG